GUCUCCGGGUGCCUCUCACCCUCCUGCCCCAUAGAACCAGACUCAGAACCUAUUGAAGUGGGUGAAGAAGGGACGCAGGUGUCCCCAGGGCCUAGAUCCGUUGCAUGCUCAACAUUUGGGGCGUGAUCCUCUACCUGCGGCUGCCCUGGAUUACGGCCCAGGCAGGCAUCGUCCUGACCUGGAUCAUCAUCCUGUUGUCGGUCACGGUGACCUCCAUCACAGGCCUCUCCAUCUCGGCCAUCUCCACCAACGGCAAGGUCAAGUCAGGUGGCACCUACUUCCUCAUCUCCCGGAGUCUGGGCCCAGAGCUCGGGGGCUCCAUCGGCCUCAUUUUUGCUUUCGCCAACGCCGUGGGUGUGGCCAUGCACACUGUGGGCUUUGCAGAGACCGUGCGGGACCUGCUCCAGGAGUAUGGGACACCCAUCGUGGACCCCACUAAUGACAUCCGCAUCAUCGGCGUGGUCUCCGUCACUGUGCUGUUGGCCAUCUCCCUGGCUGGCAUGGAGUGGGAGUCCAAGGCCCAGGUGCUGUUCUUCCUUGUCAUCAUGGUCUCCUUUGCCAACUACUUGGUGGGGACGCUGAUCCCCCCAUCUGAGGACAAGGCCUCCAAAGGCUUCUUCAGCUACCGGGGGGACAUUUUUGUCCAGAACUUGGUGCCUGACUGGCGGGGCCCAGAUGGCACCUUCUUUGGAAUGUUCUCCAUCUUCUUCCCCUCAGCCACGGGCAUCCUCGCAGGGGCCAACAUCUCCGGUGACCUCAAGGACCCUGCCAUAGCCAUCCCCAAGGGGACCCUCAUGGCCAUUUUCUGGACCACCAUUUCUUACCUGGCCAUCUCAGCCACCAUUGGCUCCUGCGUGGUACGCGAUGCCUCUGGGGUCCUGAAUGACACGGUGACCCCCGGCUGGGGUGCCUGUGAGGGACUGGCCUGCGGCUAUGGCUGGAACUUCACUGAAUGCGCCCAGCAGCACAGCUGCCGCUAUGGCCUCAUCAACUAUUACCAGACUAUGAGCAUGGUGUCAGGCUUCGCGCCCCUGAUCACGGCCGGCAUUUUUGGGGCCACCCUCUCCUCUGCCCUGGCCUGCCUUGUCUCUGCUGCCAAAGUCUUCCAGUGCCUUUGCAAAGACCAGCUGUACCCACUGAUCGGCUUCUUCGGGAAAGGCUACGGCAAGAACAAGGAGCCCGUGCGCGGCUACCUGCUGGCCUAUGCCAUCGCCGUGGCCUUCAUCAUCAUCGCUGAGCUCAACACCAUAGCCCCCAUCAUUUCCAACUUCUUCCUCUGCUCCUAUGCCCUCAUCAACUUCAGCUGCUUCCAUGCCUCCAUCACCAACUCGCCUGGGUGGAGACCCUCAUUCCAAUACUACAACAAGUGGGCGGCGCUGUUCGGGGCUGUCAUCUCCGUGGUCAUCAUGUUCCUUCUCACCUGGUGGGCAGCCCUCAUCGCCAUCGGCGUGGUGCUCUUCCUCCUGCUCUAUGUGAUCUACAAGAAGCCAGAGGUAAAUUGGGGCUCCUCGGUACAGGCCGGCUCCUACAACCUGGCCCUGAGCUACUCAGUGGGCCUCAAUGAGGUAGAAGACCACAUCAAGAACUACCGCCCCCAGUGCCUGGUGCUCACAGGGCCCCCAAACUUCCGCCCAGCGCUGGUGGACUUUGUGGGCACCUUCACCCAGAACCUCAGCCUGAUGAUCUGUGGCCAUGUGCUCAUCGGACCCUCCAAGCAGAGGAUGCCUGAGCUCCGGCUCAUCGCCAGCGGGCACACCAAGUGGCUGAACAAGAGGAAGAUCAAGGCCUUCUACUCCGACGUCAUUGCCGAGGACCUCCGAAGCGGUGCCCAGAUUCUCAUGCAGGCCGCAGGUCUCGGGAGAAUGAAGCCCAAUAUUCUGGUGGUCGGGUUCAAGAAGAACUGGCAGUUGGCUCACCCAGCCACAGUGGAAGACUACAUUGGCAUCCUCCACGAUGCCUUUGAUUUUAACUAUGGCGUGUGUGUCAUGAGGAUGCGGGAGGGGCUCAACAUGUCCAGGAUGAUGCAGGCGCACAUUAACCCCGUGUUUGACCCAGCGGAGGACAGGAAGGAAGCCAGUGCCAGAGAUGCCAGGCCGUCAGUCUCUGGCAUGUUGGACCCCAAGGCUCUGGUGCUGGAGGAGCAGGCCAGCACCAUCUUCCAGUCGGAGCAGGGCAAGAAGACCAUCGACAUCUACUGGCUCUUUGACGACGGAGGUCUCACCCUCCUCAUUCCCUAUCUCCUCCACCGCAAGAAGAGGUGGAGCAAAUGCAGGAUCCGCGUGUUCGUGGGCGGCCAGAUUAACAGGAUGGACCAGGAGAGAAGGGCGAUGAUUUCUCUGCUGAGCAAGUUCCGACUGGGAUUCCAUGAAGUCCACAUCCUCCCUGACAUCAACCAGAACCCUCGGGCUGAGCACACCAAGAGGUUUGAGGACAUGAUUGCACCCUUCCGCCUGAAUGAUGGCUUCAAGGACGAGGCCACUGUCAACGAGAUGCGGCGGGACUGCCCCUGGAAGAUCUCAGAUGAGGAGAUUACGAAGAACAGAGUCAAGUCCCUUCGGCAGGUGAGGCUGAAUGAGAUUCUGCUGGAUUACUCCAGAGAUGCUGCUCUCAUCGUCAUCACUCUGCCCAUAGGGAGGAAGGGGAAGUGCCCAAGCUCGCUGUACAUGGCCUGGCUGGACACCCUCUCCCAGGACCUCAGACCUCCAGUCAUCCUGAUCCGAGGAAACCAGGAAAACGUGCUCACCUUUUACUGCCAGUAACUCCGGGCUUGGCCAUCCCUGUCCGCCACUGGGGGUGCGUGGGACGAGUUGGAACUCGACUGGCUGCAGUCCACAGGGAUGAGACUCAUGUUCUGUUGCACUUUAAGUGGUAGCAUCUGAUGAUCUCACCAAAAAAGAUGGUAGAUUUCCAAAUCUGGCUGGACUCUGCUUCCACCGGACACAUUCUCUGGGUUUUGUUUUUAUGGGCUGGAGAAACAGCAGAUGGAGCUGCAAGGAAAACUCUCUAAAGGAUCCUAUUCCUUUUAAAGGGUUUCUUUUGAUCUUGAUGACCAUUAAUUAAGAGUUCAGUCUUUGAUUUGUAUGCAAACAGGAGUCCCAAUGCUGGGUGUGAAUCUUGACAGUUUCUGCAGACCUUCCUGGGUGAAAGUUCCUAAGCCAUGCCUCCUUCCUCCAAUAGGACAAUGGGAGCCUCACCUGUGGGACCUACAGGUGCUCCAAGGAGGAAUGCAAGGCUCUCUCUGAGCCUCCACAGUGAGGCGAAUUUCUUUUCUUUUGUCUUUUCUUUUUCUUUUUUUUUUUUUGAGACCAAGUUUUUUUCUCUUGUUGCCCAGGCUGGAAUGCAACGGCACAUUCUUGGCUCACUGCAACCUCUGUCUCCCGGGUUCAAGUGUUUCUUCUGCCUCAGCCUCCCUGAGUAGCUGGGAUUACAGGUGUCCGCCACCAUGCCCGGCUAAUUUUUGUAUUUUUAGUGGAGAUGGGGUUUCACCAUAUUGGCCAGGCUGGUCUCAAACUCCUAACCUCAGAUGAUCCACCCGCCUUGGCCUCCCAAAGUGCAAGCCACCACACCCAGCCCAAGCAAAUUUCUUGAACUACUUCUCACUCCCAUCACUUUCAAUAAUGGGUCUUUGAUGUCUUCACUGGUUCUUUAGACCAGGGACUUUGCAAACUUUUUGGUUGCAACCCAUAGUAAGGAAUAUAUUUCACACUGAGACUUGCGACGCAUACACAUGGAAACAACAAAGACAAAAAUGUCACAAAACAAUACUUACCCUCCCCAUGGGGGAUGCCCUGCAGUAUGUUCUGUUCAAUUUAUUUUUCACUGUUGGCUGCAAUCCACUAAAAUGACUUUGGGAUCCACUCUUGGGUGGGGACAUUUGAAAACCACGGCUGCCCUUCUGUCAUGCCCUGCAUUUGUUCACACACAGGGAGUCCAGCUGAGCUGAGGAAAGGCUCACUCAGCCACAGCUGGGUGUCACUGCUAUUUUCCCAGCUCAUCUCACGGGGAAGAAAAGCAAAUUGACACAACACGUGAAGAGGGAUACUGAUGACAGGAGAGUCAAAAAAGAGUUUUAAAGAAGGAGAAAGGUUGAAGAAGUCUAGUGGCAAGGGGUAAGAUUUCAGGCAUGGUUAACCACGGAGGACAAGGAUAUCAGGAAUGGGGACGUGGAGAGGGGUGUAGACGUGGCGAGGUUGGUAAGGAUCAGAAAGGCAGGAGCAGGUCCAAGCCCAGCCCCAGGUUGGGUGAAAGGAGAGGGGAGGAGGAGCCACCUGCAAGAGAUGGAAAGAGCAGGUGGCAGAGGGCACUGGCAGGGAGGGGCUGUUAAGAGUCGGGUUGGAGGUGGGACAGAAGCUGGGACAAGGGAGAUGGAGAGUGGACUACACCUGGCUGGGGGAAGGCAUUCAGGCCACUACACCUUGAACAUCCCCAGGGUUUGAUCCCCCAAAGCUAGGGUGCAAGAGCACUGCCAUCAAAUGCCAGUGGGUGAGGCCCAGUGAGAGGGUACUUGCAGCUCUAAACAUAAUCGAGCAGCGUAAAGGUGAGUCAUUUGGUGGCACCACUGCCUGUGCCUACUUCCUGUGUGGCGCUGGGGUGGCUGAAGGAACAGACAUCUUUAGGUUUCGUCAGCCUCCUGCAAGAGCUAUAUCCACUGCAUGCGCCUACACUUUAGACUUCAGAAGGAGACUAAAGACUUCUAGAAUUUCAAAGGACAGCUGAAGUCUCCUUUUUGGAGUUAGGACCCAAAGGACGUUAGCAUUUCUCAGUUCACCCCACUGCAAAGUCCAGAAGGCUUGGACUUCCCACUGUCCUUUGACUGCCUCAGGGCUUGCUGUGAGGGACUGGGAACUGGCUGUGCUCACUAGGAACAGCUCCCCUGCUCCCAAGGGACCUGGAGAAUGGGCCUGCCUCCAAAGCAUUGCGCUAGACCCUGGGAUAAUCCCCAACUCCAGAUAAGGGGAAGCCUCCAUCAGGGAAUAUUGGCCUUUCUAGAGCCACAUGGAAAACAAUUUUCUGAUUCUUCAAACCUCAAGGAGUCCUUGGUCCAAAAAAAAAAAAAAAAAAAAAGAAUAUUUUGACUUUGGGUGUUGUAAAAAAAAACAAAAACAAAAAUUUCACGAUGUUAGAAAUAGUAUAUUUUUAAUAAUAAUAAUAGCUUUGUAAUAACAAAAAAGAAGCUUUACCAGUGAGGCCAUACACAAUGGAAUGAAUAAAAACUACGGUCACUCAGUCAACAGAACUUAUUUGUUCUGGAACACACUGUUUUUCAACUCUGCUGAGUGUUUUGAUAAAAAUUAACUACUGUUUUUCCAACCCCGGAUUGAACUUUUCUCAGAGCCUCUACUGGUUCUGCGGGUCAUAGAGCCAGGUUUCGACAUAAAUAUUCAUAGGGGCCAUUUAUUUUCCCUUUGAUUCUCUUCCACGCAUUUGCAGACUCGUGGGGAACCAUUUUUGUCAGCCUUUCUCAAAGUCUCCCAGCAUUUCCCAUCUUGCCUCACACAGAGAGGUAACAGGUUGAGUGGAAGCAGCCAUGGCAAGGCCACCAGGAGACUGGGAUUUGAGUUUCAGUGUCUCCCCGAAACUGGCUGUAUGACCCCAGAUAUGCCCCUUCACCUCUCUGGGAGGCCUCCAGUCUAUCAAAUGAAAAAAUUGGAUCAGAACAGGUGUCACCAGCCAGCUGACCCAACAGUGACUGGUUUGGCCCGGGAGUAGGUGACAACACUUGUGACUACAUCCGGAGGUGGAGGUUAAGGGGAAGGGGUACACAUUCCUUGCUCACCCCCAACCCACUGCCCUUCCCAGCCCACCACUUCCUACUCCCCUGUGGUGUGAGCCUUUGGAUCCAGGGAUUUCGAAUUUCUCUAGGUCACUGUUUGGCCUAUUAGGGUAAGAGAUAUAGUGUCAUGCUGCAUCUCUUUCUCUGCCUUUCGAUGACAAAGUACCUCCCACUGAGGAGUUCGUGUGGUAGGAAGUACUAUCCAUGAAGCCUUCCCUUCCUCUGUGCCAGCAGAUGAGGGAACCAUCAGGGCCCAGGGCCAGCCUCAGCUCCAGCGGCAGCCCCAGCAGAGGCUCCUCCUGUCUGUUCCCUGGGAUCCACUGCCCAGUUAGCCCAGUUAGCCCAGUUUUCCCCUCAGCAUUUCAGCCUCCAGAUUUAGCAUCCUCCCUCAGUGCCUGCACAGACUUGCUAUGGCUUUGAAGUAAGUACAGUACCACCUAUUUUUCACCCAACGGGCUCUCUGGGCUCUGCUUACCCAGGCAGAAAGCUGUGGGCCUCCUUAACACAUGGAGAGUCCCAGUGUGGACUGAAUUCCCUUUUAGACCCCUGCCUGGACUGUCUAGAGUGGUGAGAAGAAGGAGGGUUCACAGGGAUGAAAUCAGCUGGAAUGUUCCAGAAGAACCACCUGACCAGGCACAUGCAAAGCAGCCAGGUUUGGUUCAUAGCAUGUAGAGAGCUCAGGAUGUCAGGGAAAAGACGCUGCCAACUCCCAGAAUGUUCAGAGAAGUGCGGCCCAGGAAAGCCCAGCCACCGGCUUCGCUGGUAAUUCCCCACUUGAAGUGAGGUUUCAUCCCAUGACAAAAAGCAAAAAUACAAAAAAAAAAAA
Messenger RNA from Cebus imitator (Panamanian white-faced capuchin), 6599 nucleotides. It is a transcript of the gene SLC12A3, whose product is annotated as solute carrier family 12 member 3. Lineage: Eukaryota; Metazoa; Chordata; Mammalia; Primates; Cebidae. The transcript has 25 exons. Bases 105 to 2759 code for a protein of 884 amino acids. Gene Ontology annotation, cellular component: membrane. Gene Ontology annotation, biological process: chloride ion homeostasis; sodium ion transmembrane transport; cell volume homeostasis. The record is from RefSeq and is a predicted model, not a curated record. Gene Ontology annotation, molecular function: sodium:potassium:chloride symporter activity.